CUCAACUAGAAACCCCUUUCCCAACACGUGGACUCUAGGUGGCGGAGGCUAGAUAAGCCAUGGAAGUUCUUUAUUGGGACAAGGGGAUUUUGAUCACAUUAUCACCUCUCUCUGGAGGCUAAAAUAGGUAAGAGGAGAGAAACUAGUUUCUUCUUGAGAGAGAGCCACCAUUACCCAGUCCCUCUCGUCAAUAUCACCACCAUCGUCUCAUUUAGAGCUUAGCUAGGCGACGGGCAGAACAAGGGGUUGGUGGUCAUAUAAGGUAUGGUGAUCCCUCUUCUUAGAUUUGGGGCAUUUUAUGUUCUGGUCAUGGGAUUCAUCCUGAAAAGUGUGGGCGAGCAAAGCUUAUUUGAGAAGAUGGUAAGGAAUGAGUUGCAUGGGUAAAGCUAGAAAUUUAAAUGAAUCUCCAUUAGUGGGUGAUCAUUAAGUUCAGUGGCGGAUCUAGGGGUGGCCACCCCUUGCCCCGGCCUAGCCCUCCUUUGGAUCCAUAGUUAGUAUAGGCCUUAUGAAUUUUUCGAUUUUAGAUAUUCGGGUCGUUGUUAUUUUAAAAUAAGAUUGGGUAUAAUUAGAAAAAUAAUUCAGAUGAACAUAUUCAAAAUCGCUACUCUAAAUUUAGCUUAUAAAUUCUAACCCCAAAGGUUAUUCGUCUAAAAAAACAAUGAAACCUAAAAAUUCAAAAAGUUUAAAACGUAAAAGACUAAAACAUAUAUGAGGUUUGUUACCUUGGAAAAUUUACUAUAGCAGCUGGUGGAUAUAGGGAUGGAAACACAAUGCAAAUUGAUUAGUAGAUUGAUUUGUCUAGUGUUGAUGCUCCUCGUUUCAACAACUAAUACGAAUAGAACCUUUUCAAUAACGAAACAUGUGAAAAUUGAUUUGCAGCAAAAUGAGCGAUGAAUUUCUAGUCGAUUGCUCAAGUAUUUUAUUUGAAACAGUGUAUACUAUUGGGAUGGAUGUGGACUUCAUUAUUAAUGCAUUCGCUAAAUUUAAAUACCGUCGUGUACAAUUUACACUGUAAAAAAAUUAUGAUCAUUAUAUUUUUUUACUAUUCUAGUUUUCUAAUAAAAUGUGGCCCAGUUCACUUCUGUGUUUUGGAUCCGCCGCUGAUUAAGUUAGGGAGAAUGGAUUUCAGCUUGUGGGAAAGAUAAACGUUGGUGGGAUGGAAAUGUAUAAACAGAAGUAUAUUACCUAUACAUGGUUGUUUAUGUGGGGUAUGAGCCCUUGAUUGACUAGGAUUGGGAGUUGUUUGUCCCAUAUGAUACUGAGUUAAAGAAAGUAUAAAGAUAAUUAAGCAAUUAAGUAUAUACGGAGUGGGAGUGGAAUAAUACAUGGAGAUGUUUUUGGGAAUCCUUGGAUUGGAUUAGUUAAUUAAUUUAUUUUGAAUCUUCAAUGUAUGCUAGCCCUCUUGCUUUAACGAUAUGAUAUUUAAUUGAGUAAAUGAUUUAAGUGAUGUGGGUGAGUUGCUAGCCUAUUAAACGUGAUUAAUUGAUUUUGUGUAAAGGAAUGCAACAAGCAGGAGAAUCAUCGAAGCAAAAGGGAGUAGCUGAAUAAAAAUCGUAUUGUGAGCAAUUCUUAACCUAAUAUAUAUUUUAGUAUGGGCAUGGUAUUCGGGUCAUGAAGCGGCCCGGAUAUGUGGACUUGUGAUAGAUCGAUAAAUGAGCUAUGAAUGAGUAAAAGCUUAUAUGAUGAGAAUUGAUAAUGUGGAUAUGUAUGAGUUUGCUAUUUUCAACGUGUAUUGAUGAAUGAGCUAUGUGAAGAAUGUAUUGAUGUGCAAUUGAGAUGAUUGUGUAUAGCAUCAAUGAGUAUAUGAUAUGAUAUGUGUGCCUACGGGCUUAUGACGAGAUGCUUUACAUGAGUAUUGUCUAACCCGUGAACUACGUGAUCACCUAAUAAAAAUAUAAUGGCGCCUUGUUAUGCACUCAUGAAAAGAAAAAGAGAAGAAAAGAUUUAUACGAGAACUCCCUAUAAGGAGUAUCGCCAGGCCUAGCUACGAGUUCACGAGGUAUGGCACUUCGUGCCCACGAGAUUACGAGUUCAUAAGAUAUGGCACUUUGUGCCCACGAGGGUAUGAGAUUUGGCAUUUUGUGCCUACGAGAUUACGAGUUCACGAGAUCGAGGGGAGUGCAUAACUUGGCAUUAAAAGUAAAAUGUACAUAACCUAGCUAACUAUGCUUGUGUUUGAGCCUUGGUACAAGGAUUUCCUGUGAUGUGGCUAAGUGAUGUUUCCUACGAUGUGUUUAAUAGAUUGUUCAUGAGAUUGGCGUAUAUAUGUGAAGUCUUUACUGGGAGUGUUCAUGCAAUGAUUCAUUAUGAGAUUGUGUAGUUGCUACAUGCCUCCAUAUGUUGCUGAUUAUAUGGUGAUACAAAAAUGAUGUGUUAGUGAAUGUUUUACCUAGAAUAGGGUUUGAUAUGAGUACCUCAAGGGUAAGUGUGUAUGAUAUGAGAACCGCUUAGAUUGGUUAAUGAACCUUGCAUACAUAGUUGGGUAAAGUACCAUUUAAGCUACUAGAUUCGUUAAGUGAACUUAAGCCCUUGGUGUACCUGAUCACCGUGCGCAACUGGAGUAUAUAUUGGGUUAUUGAUUACUCAUUGAGUGGCGUCUCACCCUCGCCAAUAUGUUCCCUUUUAGAUACAAAGAAACAACAGAGCCUCGGUCGAACCAUUGAAGUCAGCCGGAUGGCUGAAAGGUGUGCGGCGGAACUGCACUCUCCACAUGUUUUCACUUUUGAAGUCGAACUAAAUGUUUUAACUCUUUUAAGCUUGUGUACCCACUGAAUGUUAAACUACUAUGUUGGGUUUUCACUUUGUUUUAAACUCAAACUUUGCACCGUUUGGUGUUCUGCUUUUGGAUGCUUUGGGGAAACUAGCUAAAAUUUCCUAAGCAGGUGAUGUAACCCGUAUGCUAGUGUUAUGUCCAGGUCUGAAUGUGAAGGUUUAAUGAGUAUAUAAUGUGAUGAUGUUUCCAAUAGUACGAGAAGAAGUAGUAGGAUGUUACAAGAAGUAGUAGGAUGUUACAAGAAGUAGUAGGGUGUUAAAAAAUAAUAUUUGACGGGGCAUAAGUAACUAAUAUAUGUAUUAUUGACUUCCAUUACCUCCAAAUUCGCUUCCGUGAAAUCGUAAAUUGAAUCCCAGGGCAAAGAAAUAGAUAAGGGAAAAGAAAUCGAAUCUCAAAGGAGGCUGGGAUGGUCCUUCUCCAGGUCGUGAUCUCUUCGCCGAUGUUUUAGUUCUUGCCAUUGUGCAAAAUCCCUGAAGCACAGACAAAUAUCCAGUAAGCACAGACAUAUAUCCAAUAUACCACAGACAAUUAUCCAUGAAUAAUAUUAUCAAUAUCUGGACAACAUAGAAUUAACAUCAUAGAAGUAAUAUCCAGAAACAACAAAAAGAAAUAUCCAGACAUAGUAUAACAAAUAUCUCAACCGCAUAGAACUAAUAUAAGUGAACUAACAUCCCUAUAGGGCAGACAAAUAUCCAGACAGAGUAAACAGAUAUCCAUGCAUAGCAUAACUAAUAUAUGAACAAUCAAUUACAGAAAACUAUCCAUAUCAUUAUAAAGUAGUAUCCGAGGCCUGCUAACUGUUAUCCACCAUGAAACAAACUAUUAUUCCACGAAUCAGAAAUAAAAAAUAUCAACAUUAACAUCAAGUAGUUUUCCUAAUCGAACCCAAUAUCCCCCAAAUCCAAUCCCAGAUCCCCAAAUAAAAUCCUAGAUCCCAGUCGCACAUAAUCCCAUAUCUAAUCUAAGAUCCUAGUCGCAUAGAAUCCCAAAUCCCAAUUGCACAGAAUUCCAAAUCCCAGCGGCGCAUAACUCCAGAUCCCCCAAAUCGAACCCAGGAUUCCUCAAAUCGAAUCUCAAAUCCCCGAAUCAAAUCCAUGAAACCACAUAGUAGAAUCAAUGAAUUAGGAGAAAGGAAGACGCCUACAUGAACAACCUUCUUCUCCUCGUAGCUGGCGUCAUGCACGUCUUCUUCCUUCUUGUUCGACCUACAUCUUUUUCCUUCAGGUACCGCUACCAUGAGGAACUACCACAGCUAUCGUCAUCGCCAAGCACCAUCGUCUUCGUCUUCCUUGUGUCGUCAUCUUCUUCUUUGCAUCCCUUGCGCCGCCGUCUUGCUCGCAAUCCUCGACGAAGAGGUUUUUGUGAGAGAGAAAGCAAAAUUUUAAUGGAGAGGGUAGAUAAAGGAAAUAGAUGAAAUGAUGAAGAGAGAAGAAGAGACCAAAUAAAAUGAUUUUUUUUGGAUUUUUGGGCCCCACUUUUCCCUGCAGUUAGAAAGUGGGCUUGGGCCAGCCAAGUUAGUCAGUCUCUCCUCCACUUACAUUUCGGCGUCACUACUCCACCACCCUCCAACCGCGAAUCGACGAUGUGGCCAUCAAUCUGGCCUUGUCAGUAUCUCCUAACUCCUAAGUCCUAACAAAACACCCCGUUAACCCCAUAACUAUAUAUCAACAAAGAUGCUCCAAAGCCAUGCUCCUCCUUAACAGAAGAAACCUAAAAUUCCCCUGAAAUCCAUCAUCUCUAAGACUUCAGCCCUCUUUUAAUCCUCGCUACUCGCUUCGAUUCUAUCCAACCAAAUCCGCUACAGAAUUUUCCUCUUGAUGUAGAAACCCAAGACCACCAAGUUGAAGAACUAGAACCCUCCAAAACCACUUACUAGACUAGAAAAAUUCACUACCUCUGCAACAAAUGUCGGAGAGCCGACGAAGCCCUUCGUUUCCUCGAAAACCUUCGUCUCCGAGGCUACCACCCGGAUUCUCUCAACCUCAAUAGCAUAGUCCACAGGCUUUGUCUGGCCAAUCGUGUAAAAUACGAUAAUGCGGAAAGGGAAAAGAAAUUGGACACAACGAUUUACAUGGUUUCCCCGUUCGAUGUGAACGAGACUAUUCCAUGGAGAGCACAAAGCUCUCGAGAUUAGUUUUAUUAUUUUCACUCUUCUUUUGAAUACAGCCGCCCAGUACAAGGGGUUUUAUACCCGAAAACCAAACCCUAAACUCCUAUACACAUGCAACGCGGAGUAAAGGGAAAUUACUAAGUGAUCCUUAAUUAAAUGAAUAAUUAAGAAUCACUACACUCCCCCUCAAGCGAAGGAGUGAAUGUCAAGAAGUCCAAGCUUGACGAAGAGAUGAUGAAACUGGUCAACACUCAAUCCCUUCGUAAACAAGUCAGCUGGCUGGUCGGCAGUGGCAAUUUUGGCCGGAGAGAUGUCACCAGCCUGCACCCGUUCACACACAAAGUAACAAUCCAUUUCCACGUGUUUAGUGCGUUCAUGAAACACGGGGUUAGCAGCAAUGUGAAGAGCUGCCUGAUUGUCACAAAACAAGGUGGUAGGACUCGCAGACGGCACCCACAAAUCAUGAAGCAGCCAACGCAACCAAAAAAGCUCACUAACAGUACUAGCCAUAGCCUGGUAUUCAGCCUCGGCAGAGGAGCGCGCAACAACUGUUUGCUUCUUCGUACGCCAAGAAAUGGGAGAGCUCCCAAGAGUGAUAAAGUAGCCAGAAGUAGACCGGUGAGUGGUGGGACAACCACCCCAAUCAGCAUCACAGUAGCCUGUUAAAGUAAGCGGCGUAGUAGCUGAAAAGAAGAGACCACAGCCGGGGGAGCCUUUGAGGUAGCGAAGAACACGAACUGCCGCAUCCUCGUGAGCAUGUGUCGGGGACUGCAUGACCUGACUGAGUAUAUUCACGACAUAGGUAAUAUCCGGGCGGGUGACUGUGAGGUAAAGAAGACGGCCCACAAGAAGACGGUAAGUUGCAGGAUCUCGAGCUGGUGGAGAAGCCAAACGACCGAGAGUGUGUUGCUGCGCUAUGGGGGUCGAGCAUGGCCGGGCUGCCUCAAGACCAGCAUCGGCCAAAAUGUCAAGAACAUACUUCCGCUGGUUGAGAACCAGACCUUUGGGACAAGAAAGUACUUGAGAGUCCCAAAGUCCUUGAUAGUGAACUUAUCAUGAAGAAAUGUCUUGACACGCUGAAUGAAGGAGAGAUAAUUACCAGCAAGAAUCACAUCAUCAACAUUGAUGAGAGAGACAACAAAGGUGGAACCAUGCCGAUAAGUGAAGAGAGCAUGAUCAGCUCUGCUCUGAACGAACUUGAACUCAAGUAAGGCCUGGGUGAACUUCUGGUACCAAUUCCGAGAAGCCUGACGCAGCCCAUAGAUCGAUUUGUGCAACCUGCACACACGAGUAUCACCAGGCUUGGCAAAUCCUUGGGGUAUUUACAUGUAUACUUCCUCCUCCAAAUCGUCGUGGAGAAAAGCGUUGUUGACAUCGAGUUGAUGGAUGUGCCACUCACGCGUCACAGCUACGGUAAGAACAGAGCGAACAAUGACCAGUUUUGCGACAGAAGCAUAAGUAUCAUGAAAGUCAACCCCUUCAAUCUGGGUAUAACCUUUGGCGACCAAACGUGCCUUGAAACGCUCGAUGGACCCAUCGGGAUGGAACUUGAUCUUGUAAACCCACUUGGAAGCGAUAGCUUUCUUUCCAGGUGGUAAGUAAACUAGUGACCAAGUACCAUUUUCUUCAAGUAUCUCCAUUUGCAUUGCUUUGCGCCAAUACUCGUAGCGAACUGCCUGAGAAAACCGAGUGGGCUCAUGAAUCCCCGUAACCGCGGCAACAAAGGCGUUAUGGGCCAUCAAAAGACGGUGGUAACUGAGGUAAUCAUCCAAGGGGUAACGAGCACAAGUAGAGUGAGCUGCCUUGGGAAAUUGCACAUCAUAUCCCUCUAACCGGACGGAAGGCUUGCGCACCCGAUCGCUACGUCGGGGGGGGGGGGGGGGGAGCAACAACUGGCUCGGCAGGUGCAUGGGGACUGCCCGCCGAAGGAGAGGACGUAUCUUUCAUUUCCAAAGGGAAAGGAGGCUAUGGGGAGUCCGUGGGAGCAGCAUUUAAAUCCGAGGAGGCCAAAGGGUCUGGCGUGGCCGAAGGAGAGUCGGGCUGGGCAAUAUCCAGCUCGUCGUGGUUGGGGAAGGCAAGGGUUGUGUCCUCAUCAUAGAGUGCAGCUGGCAUGGAAGGUCCUGGUGGCAAAGGAACCGGUCGAGGCGUAGAAGGAGGAAGAUCUCGAUAAGGGAAUAUAUGCUCAAGGAACUUAAUAACGUGAGGUAUACACUUGCUUCUUCUCAAGAUCAUAUAUGCGGUAGCCUCGCUGAGCCAUAGGAUAACCCAGAAACACUCCCAUACCUCCUCGAUCACCAAACUUGUGUAAACUGUGAUGAGUAUAGCGGGCAUAGACCAAACAACCAAGCUCCUUAAGUGACUAUAACUCGGCUCCUUGCUAAAAAAAAGGUGAUAAGGAGAUUUGUUCCCAAUAGGCACCAAGGGAAGACGAUUUAUGAGAUAAGCGGCGGUGAGGACACAUUCUCUCUAAAACCGCAGUGGGAGAUUAGCAUGAAAACGCAGUGCCCGAGCUGUAUCGAGUAAAUGGCGGUGCUUACGUUCAACAAUACCGUUCUGCUGUGGAGUGUCCGUGCAGGAAGUUUGAAGAAUAAUACCAUUGCUCUCGUAAAACUCGACCAACUGUUUGCUAGAAAAUUCGGCACCAUUAUCGGCCUGUAUGCGCCGAACUUGCCCGCCAAACUAUGUUUGAACCAUGUUGCGGAAAUAUAAGAGAUGACGACCUGCAUCAGAUUUAUAUCGCAUCAAAAAUACCCAGACUGCACGGAUGUAGUCAUCCACAACGGUCAAAAAAUAAUGUGCUCCCGAAGUAGAAGCCGUCUUAUAACUCCCCCAUAUAUCCACAUGUAUUAACUCGAAACAUGUUUUGGAUUUAAUUGUACUGGGAACAAAAGGAGCCCGAGUAUGCUUAGCACGCAAACAAGAGUGACAGGGUUCCUUAUUCUGAACAAAAACGCAAUCAACAAGUUUCUGCAAAACUUUCAUUUUUCCAAACGAAGGAUGUCCAAGGCGCGCAUGCCACAACUCCGAUGUCUCUAAAGCACUCCUGACACUGUUGGCCAUGAUAUGAUCUCCAUCAAACAACCGGAGAAUGUAAAGACCAUCGACGUGCUUACCCAUCCCAAUCAGCCUCUUGGAAGGUAAGUCCUUAAUUACAGAGAAGUCACGUAAGAAGAUCAAUGCAACUGGCAGAUCUCUUGUAAGCCGACUAACAGAUAGGAGGUUGCACUGAAAGUCAGGAACAUGUAGCACACGACCCAAAAUCAAAUCAUUAUACAAUUUAGUCGAGCCAAUACUGUGAACUUUAACACCUGUACCGUUAGGAAUUUUCACCUGCAAGGCCGGACAAGAAUCCGUCUCGACAUCCAACAAAGAGUUGUGGUUAACAAUGUGCUCAUUGCACCCGGAGUCUAUGGUCCAUGUUGUCGACAUAUAAGAUUGUGACGAGAACAUACCUGCCAUAUUUGAGGAAGGUUCGAUGGCACCCGGCGAGGAAUGAUGAAACUCGGACGCAAGCAUUGCCUUUAACUGGGCAAAUUGCGCCGUAGUUAUGCCUGGAAGGGAGCUCUCGGCCACAUCCACCUGUGCUGCUUGUGGCGAUGAGUGCGAGUCCCGAUCAGCACGGGGACGAGAAAGUUGUUCGGACGACCUGUUGUUGCUGCACGUGGGGUAGCCAACAAGCUGAUAGCAUGUUUCCUUCGAGUGACCACGGCGACGACAAUGGGAGCAUCGCGGACGAUCUUCUGGCUCACGAUCAAAACGCGCAUCACUAUUAGACCGAGUGGAUGAUCCAUCGGAGCGAUCGGUUCGCCUCUCCCCUUGAGCUUGGAAGGCCGAAGCUUCUGGCCGAGGGCAACGAUGAUGAGCUAUUUGCCGCUGUUGUUCGUCGUUCAUGACGAGCUGAUAAGCUUCUCCAAGGCUCGGUAUGGGCCUCAUAGCUAGGAUUUGAGAUUUCACAGUAGCAAAAACAUCAUCCAAUCCCAUUAAAAAAUCAAAUAGCCUCUCGUUCUCACGUACCUUGCGCUGCCGUUUCUUGACGUCACAGCUGCAGCCUGCACACGUACACUCCAAUGAGGGAGUUAGGGACUGGAUUUUGUCCUAAUAGCCGCGUAAUUUUGUGUAAAAUGAGGAAACGGAGGAUUUUUCCUGCUGCAGGCUAAUGAUAGUGCUUUUGAGCUCGUAGAUGCGUGGUGCACUGCCGUGGCUGAAGCGGGACUGCAAAUCCACCCAUAUCUCGCGCGCAGCUGUAGCAAAACGUACACUGUCACGUACCUCGUUGGUCAUAGAAAUUUUUAACCAGCCCUUGACCAUGGCGUUGCACUGACGUAAAGCCUCUGUCUCGGCUUAUCCUUGUGGAAGCGGUAGGGUUCCAUCCACGAAGCAAAGCUUGUUUUUCGCAAUAAGCGAGUUAGUGAUGUCGACGACCCAUUCACUAUAGUUUACGUCGUUGAGUAGCUCCCCCACAAACUGACUGUUUGGGCUGUCGGAGUUAUGGAGUAUGAGAUGCGGCGGCAAAGUAGGCGGAUUCAUGGAGCCGCCAGCGCCGCCAGACUUGAGCUUCGAGGGUUGUUCCUUCUCGUCGCCCGAACUCAUGAUGAUGACAGCUAGGUCUAAUUAACCAGCUUUGGUACCAUGUAAAAUACGAUAAUGCGGAAAGGGAAAAGAAAUUGGACACAGCGAUUUACGUGGUUUCCCCGUUCGAUGUGAACGAGACUAUUCCACGGAGAGCACGAAGCUCUCGAGAUUAGUUUUAUUAUUUUCACUCUUCUCUUGAAAACAGCCGCCCAGUAUAAGGGGUUUUAUACCCGAAAAGCAAACCCUAAACUCCUAUACACAUGCAACGCGGAGUAAAGGGAAAUCACUAAGUGAUCCUUAAUUAAAUGAAUAAUUAAGAAUCACUACAAAUCGCUACAAGGAAGCCCAUCACUGGUCCUGUCUGUUCUUGGACUCUGGUUGUAUCCCUGAUGAGCGUACUUGUAGUGUGAUCAUAUCUAGGUUGCUCGAUUCGAGAUGCCCAUCUGAUAGUUUGAAUAUUCUGUGGCGUUUGGUUGGUGUUAAGCCUGAGUUUGCUCCUUUCUUGGUUAAUUACACCCGGUUAAUUUAUUGUUUUGCGAGGUUUCGUUGCCUGGAGUUGGACAUCGGGCGUUUCUCGAUAUGGUGAGUAGAGGGAAUUGCCCAAAUGUGGUUUCUUUCACGACUUUGAUUGACAGGUAUUGUAAGAUUGGAGAACUUGGUCUUGUGUAUAAUGUGUUUGAUGAAAUGAUUGAAUAUGAUCGGGUGGUCCUGAAUUCUCUCACUUAUGGUAUUGAUUCGAGGAGGCUUGAGGAGAAGAGAUAUUGAAAAGGGGAGAGAAUUGAUAUCUUUACUCUAGAGGAGGAUGAAGGAGGAAGAGGAUCAAUCUCUGAAUGCAGCUCCUUUUGCAAAUUUGAUUGAUGCCUUGUACAGAGAAGCUUUUACAAUGAGAGUAGAAGAAGCCAUGGUGCUUCAAGGGUUGUUUAUAUAUUGCGAAAUCGAAGAUUUGUUCCCAGCCAAGUGUCGUAUGAAUCUAUUGUCCACAGACUUUGCAAGGAGAGGAGUUACCCAAGGGCAUUCUCUGCGAGGAAAUGGACAUAUGCAAAACGAAAGCAGUUCUAGAGAUCAUGUUGAAUAAGUCAGGGUUGGACAAACCGAGAAUGUAAAAUAUAUACUUAACAGCGCUUUGGCAGUUGAAUAAUCCCACUGAACUCUUGAAUGUGGUAAUGUUACCAUGCUAGACUAAUUGUCAACGUGAUUUGGUGUUAGACCUAAUGUUGUGACAUAAAACGGAGUUCUUCGUUGUCUAUCCCAACUCAGGUUGUCAAAUGAUGCUAUGGCUAUGUUCGAGAAAAUGAUAAUUGAUCAUGUGGACACAGACAAUACAACUUAUAGUAUAGU
Linum trigynum is the source of this 10793-nucleotide messenger RNA. Lineage: Eukaryota; Viridiplantae; Streptophyta; Magnoliopsida; Malpighiales; Linaceae. The record is from the annotation of a GenBank genome assembly.